Messenger RNA from Seriola aureovittata, 3938 nucleotides. It is a transcript of the gene enox1, whose product is annotated as ecto-NOX disulfide-thiol exchanger 1. The transcript has 18 exons. The record is from RefSeq and is a predicted model, not a curated record. Bases 817 to 2715 code for a protein of 632 amino acids. Gene Ontology annotation, biological process: ultradian rhythm. Gene Ontology annotation, molecular function: RNA binding; protein-disulfide reductase activity. Gene Ontology annotation, cellular component: plasma membrane; external side of plasma membrane. Lineage: Eukaryota; Metazoa; Chordata; Actinopteri; Carangiformes; Carangidae.
GAGCUGACGGAGUCACUUCAGGCUGUGGAGCACAAUCUUUUAAAUAGUUUUCUUAGUUAAGGAAAACAUUAAGACAUCUACUGUUUCCACGGAGACCGCUGAUUUGCUGCCAUUAGCACUUGUUGUGACGUCACUUCUGGGAAACGACAUAGAAGAAGUGGCUGCUCUCUUCCUCCUGUGGGUCAGAGUUCAGCAGAGAUCUUGGCAGGAAGUCACCUGACUCAGUGACGCAGGUAAUGGAAUGCAGCCCUGUUCAGUCUGAUUGGCUCCACCUGUGCGUCUCCUGCUGCGGAAACAGGAACGUGCUUCCUUUGUGUUCCACUGUGUGUGAACAGGAUUAUACAGUCACAUGAAGAUGGACGAUCCUCGGCACGAACAAACUUCUACACUGAGCAUGUGGCUGAAAGUUCUGGGAAGAGCUGGCUCCACCGGUCUGAGACCAGACCCGACCCUCGUGCACGGCGCUCUCUCUCUCUCCCCCUCUCUCUCUCUCUGUCGGUGACGCGCCCCCGGGUUCCGUCCUACCGGAGGCAGCGGCAGCGGCAGCGGCGCGGUGUCUGCUCGGUGAGAUGCAGCAGAGCGCGGGAGAGGAGACUCACGGAGGAGCGGGAUUUGUCCACUGAGGCCCAGGACCCGGAGCUGCUGUCGGAUCCUUCCCGCGUCUGAACCGGGACCGUCAGGACGGAGCUGCUGCACUGAGACAGUGGAGUGACGACGGUGCUCUGACUGGAUGAACCCAUCCCUCCAUCCCUCCGUCAGCCAGAGGAAGGAUCUGAUGAGAGGACUGCAGAGAGAGGAGAGAACAGACCUCCUGCUAUGGCCAGUGCAGCUGACAGUGUCGGCAGUCUGGGUGCUGAGCAGAACCACCUGAGCGUCCCCGUCACAGAUCAUGGAGCCUGGGCCACGGCCAUGAACAACCUGGGCAUCAUGCCUGUGGGCAUCAGCGGGCAGCAGCUGGUUUCAGACUCUCUGUGUAUCCAGAGGUUCGACCCCGCCCUCGGCCUCAUCGCGCCCAUAAACCCCAUGAUGGCGGGGAUCAGCCUGGUCCCUCCCCCGCCUGUUCCCCCCGACAUGCCGGUCAUCAAGGAGAUCAUCCACUGCAAGAGCUGCACCCUGUUCCCUCAGAACCCCAACCUGCCCCCUCCCUCCACACGGGAGCGCCCCCCCGGCUGUAAGACGGUGUUUGUGGGCGGUUUGCCGGAGAACGCCACAGAGGAGAUCAUCAGGGAGGUGUUCGACCAGUGUGGGGAGAUCACCGCCAUCCGCAAGAGCAAGAAGAACUUCUGCCACAUCCGCUUCAGUGAGGAGUUCAUGGUGGACAAGGCCCUCUACCUGUCAGGGUACCGGAUGCGGAUUGGGUCCAGCACUGAUAAGAAGGACUCUGGGAGGAUCCACGUGGACUUCGCUCAGGCCCGAGACGACCUGUACGAGUGGGAGUGUAAGCAGCGGCUGCUCGCCAGAGAGGAGAGACACCGCCGCAAGGUCCACGAGGCCCGGCUGAGGCCGCCGUCACCGCCUCCCAUAGUGCACUACUCCGAACAUGAGGCAACGCUGCUCGCAGAGAGACUGAAAGACGACCACAAGUUCAACGAGGCCACAGCGGUGCUGUUCACCUGGAUCGACCGUGGCGAGGUCAACCGCCGCACCGCCAACCACUUCUACUCCAUGAUCCAGUCGGCCAACAGCCACGUCCGGCGGCUGAUGAGCGAGAAGGCGCAGCACGACGAGGAGAUGGAGCGCGCCAAAGAGGCGUUCAAGAACGCCCUGCUGGCCAUACUAACUCAGUUCGAGCAGAUCACGGCCGUUUUCACCGCCGCCACCAGGCAAAAGGCAUGGGACCAUUUCUCAAAAGCACAGCGCAAGAACAUAGACAUUUGGCGCAAGCAGUGUGAGGAGCUGAGAAACGCUCACAGUGAGGAGAUCAUGGGCAUCAGACGAGAGGAGGAGAUGGAAAUGUCAGACGACGACCUGGAUGAAAAUCCCUGCAAGAGGAUCCGCACUGAGGAGAACGGAGUGUGUGAUCAGACCCAGGCCUCUCUGAGGGAGGAGAACGACUCCCUGCGUUGGCAACUGGACUCCUACAGGAACGAGGUGGAGCUUCUGAGGAAGGAGCAGAGCAGAGCCGGCCGCCCCGACGACGACCACGCACACACACAGACACACAAACACGCACACAGUCCAGAGGCUCAGAUACAGCUGCUGCAGCAGAGCAUGCUCACCAUGCAGCAGCAACUCCUGAGCCUGCAGGAGAAGCUGUCGAAUAAGGAAGCAGAGUUGGAGCAGGCCAGAGAGGAGCAUCACUACCUUGAGGGGGAGGUGCUCACCCUCCGAGACAAGCUGCUGAACAGUGCUGGGGAGGCUGUGGAGGGAACCAACGGAGAGCUUCAUGACAAGGGGAUGAACGGGUGUGUUCCUUCACUGUACCACAGCAGAGACAGGAGGAGUGAGGUCAUCCUGAGAGGAGGCGUGGCUUCAGAGAAGGAGGCUCUGCUUCUGGGCAUCAUAUCGACCUUCCUCCACGUUCAUCCGUUUGGCGCCAACCUGGAGUACCUGUGGUCGUACAUCCAGAGACUGGACUCCAAGGUGUCGGCGGGGGAGCUGGAGCGCCUCAUGGUCCGUCUGCCCACCAUGUUCAGGCAGGAGCUGAGCGGCGUCGGCGCAACUCUGGAGAAACGCUGGAAGUUCUGCGGCUUCGACAGCCUCAGCUCGGCGUGACGCAGGAGGACGCACACACACACCGGGAAAACACACUGACGUGAACUAGGUGCACACAACACCUUGGACCUUCGGAUCUGUGUGUGUGUGUGUGUGUGUGUGUGUGUGUGUGUGUGUGUGUGUGUGUGUGUGUGUGUGUGUGCGCGCGUUCUCCAGCCUCAUGUCGGACCAGAUUCACAGCAGCAUUGGUGUUCACUCAAGCAGACACUGGAGACGGACGCUCGGACCUCAGAGACCACAGGAGGUGAAGUGACGGGGUUCACCUGGGUUCACCUGGGUUCACCUGGGUUCACCUGGGUUCACCUGAUCUUCACACUCGCUCAUGUUGAGGCGGUUCUCCAAACCGGAGUCUGGGUCCCUGGUUGUCAUGUCGUCGGUGUGAAUCGACAGAGAGUAAAAGAAGUUAAACCAAAGUGAAUCCUUCAUGACAUUUACACCUUCGCUGACGAACCUCACUUCAUUUAAAACGGGAGCUUCCAUUUUCCUGCUCGGACCAGGACCGGCGUCCAGCUGUGGCCCGGCUCCUCCACCUGAGAAGCAGACACGUUUAUAAUACAGUUUACAGUUGUCUCAAACACAGCAGCUCAUUUACCGCCUGAUACUUCUGGAUGAAAAUAACAGAGCGAGAGAGAGAGAGCGAGAGAGAGCGAGCUGCUCCAGGGUCUGAAAUCAUCCGACCAGCUGGGUGUGAAAAGGCUCCAGGCCUGAUGUCAACGUGCGCUCGCUGCCCGGCGUGUCGCAGAGGUCACGGACACGACCGGGAGGGGUGAGGGUAGACGAAGGACAAUAACUGACGGAGAGGGGGAAUAUUUGUGUUUUGUAAAGGACGAUAUGAGGGAGAGGACAACGUUCAAUCAUCCCUCUGGAUUUAUUCUGUGUUCAGUGGAAGCAGCUACACACUGUUUCUAACGUUAUUAAUGGUCCGGACUGUGUCCUGCUUUUUUAAAAUCUACGUCUCAGAGUUGAUGUUGCAGAUGUUUUUUUUCCUUCUGAAUGGUGACGAUGAUGAUGAUAAGAGGAAGACUGCAGAUCAGGACAGAUGUGAGCUGUGAGACGCUGACAAGACGAAUGAUGAAGACUUGUCCCUCCUUUUCUGUGUUUCUAAAGACCACAUGUUGUCUAUUUAAAAUGAGAAAAAGAUAAUUAAGUGAUUUUGUAUUGCACUUCCAUAAAGUUAGUGGACUGUUUUUUCUCUUAUUUAAAUAAAGAUGCUGAAAAUCAAA